Messenger RNA from Hyaloscypha bicolor E, 1633 nucleotides. RefSeq names its product cytochrome P450. NCBI's taxonomy places the organism in Eukaryota, Fungi, Ascomycota, Leotiomycetes, Helotiales, Hyaloscyphaceae. The transcript is spliced from 3 exons. Bases 1 to 1563 code for a protein of 520 amino acids. The record is from RefSeq and is a predicted model, not a curated record. Gene Ontology annotation, molecular function: oxidoreductase activity, acting on paired donors, with incorporation or reduction of molecular oxygen; monooxygenase activity; iron ion binding.
AUGACUCCUCUCUUGCAAUACCCGAUUAAGAAGACUUUGGAAAUUCUCGGUGGAAUUCUAGCAUUCUGUGUUCUAUGUGUUGUCGGUCGCAUAAUCUACAACGUCUAUUUUCACCCCUUGUCACGCUUCCCAGGACCAAAACCCUGGACCGCUUCUCGAUUGCCAUAUAUUAGCCAUAUCCAGGCCGGCGCUUUGGCUAGAGAAAUUCGAAUACUCCAUUGCAAGUAUGGCGAUAUUGUCCGUGUUGCACCUGAUGAGCUUUCCUUCGCAGCCCCAGAAGCCUUGCAAGAUAUCUACGCAAAAACCGCCACUCAUCCAGCCUUUCCCAAGGGGCCGUUUUGGAAUGGAACUAUUAAAGGGCAACCGUUCAUGGUCCUCAAUGCUCUGGAUCCGAGUGAUCAUGCCAGAAUGCGCAAAGGCGUCGCAAGUGCAUUCAGCGAGAAAGCUGUCCGGGCACAGGAAGGCCUGAUAGAAAAAUAUGCUACUAAAUUGGUAGCUUGCCUGGAGCAAGUAGUCUCUAAAUCCGAAAAAGGGGCAGUAUUGAAUAUCACGAGUUGGAUUAAUUUUGCAGCCUUUGACUGUAUUGGGGAUCUUGCCUUUGGUGAAUCGUUCAAUUGCCUUGAGAGCAAUGAAUUUCGUCCUUGGGCCUUUGAGAUCUUAGCGAGUUUCAAGGCUGUCGCUUGUGCUGCCUCUUUGCGCUAUUAUCCUUACCUGGACUGUUUCUUGAGGCUGGCGAUCCCCAAACGCGUCUGGGAGACGCAGAAAUAUCAUUUUCAGCUCGCGGUCGACAAAGUCCAACGUCGUUUGGGACGCGAGAAAGAGAGACGGAGACCUGAUGUAAUCGGUAUGCUUCAGUUGGAUGAAAAAGGGAAAAAAGGUUUAACGAUAAGGGAGCCACAUGCCCAUGCACCUCUCAUUAUUAUUGCAGGGAGCCAGACGAUCGUCACAGUCCUUAGCGGAAUUGUGAAUUUUCUGGUCAAAAACCCCGAGAAAUUAGCCAUCUUAAUAAACGAAGUACGAAAUAUUCGGAACAAAAGUGGGAUAACGCAGGUUGCGCUCAAGGAUUUGGAAUACCUCAAUGGCGUCAUCAAAGAGGGACUGAGGGUUUCUGGAGGUCUUAACCGUCUCACUCCUCCCACCGGAGGCACCGUCUUAGGCCAUCAGCUCCCAGGAAACAUACACGUCAAUGUCCAGCCUUUAAGUAUCCAUCUCUCCCCUAUCUACUUUCACGACCCUACCGCCUUCAUUCCUGAGCGGUGGCUCUCUGCUGCCAUCGAGGACCCUAUGUCUCCUUAUCACAGUGAUCGACGUAACGCAGUGCUGCCAUUCAGUACGGGAUCCAGGAGCUGUCCGGGGAAAGCGUUAGCGUGGGCUGAGAUAAGAUUGUUGCUUGCGAGGUUGGUGUGGAAUUUUGAUUUUGAGGAAGUUGAUAGUGUGAAAGGGCAGUUGAGGUGGGAGGAGCAGAAAGUGUAUAUUGCUGUGGAGAGGAAGCCUUUUGAGGUUAGAUUGAAAGCAAGGAGUUUUGGUGUUGAGGAGGCUCUGUCUGAGGAGACGUAUAGCUGACACCGGUUGACUUGAGAAAGAUUUCAGGAAGUCUAUGUUCAUCACGAAAUACGAUCUGUGAAAAAAGGUG